GUUAAAAUCCAGUCUAGCAUAGGCGUGACACCGGAAACCGGUAGGCAACACACGCCUUUGGGUAAUUUCGAAGAAGCAAGAUGGUUUUUUCCGUCAAAUUGACGGAACUAUUAAAAACAAGGUCCACCUAUCGAGCCGGCACCACCACUCAUCACGCCGGUGACGGAAUUUAUGUACUCCAUCCAAUCGCAUUCUGCCACCUCAUCUCUCCCUCUUCCUUCUCUUCCACGUGUCCGCGCUCUUCUCUAUCCCUUGGCCGACGCCGUCAAUGCCCCCAUUUUUUUUCCCGUCAACGGAUACAAAACAAAACAAAUCCAAUAGUAAUAUCUGAAAAGGAGCAAAAGUCAGUCAAUUAUAUUCGCCGAUCAAUCGAAACCCUAACCGCUCUCUACCCACUCUCUCUUUUUCGUUGUAUAUCAUCCUAUCUCUCAGAUCGGCGAUACCCCCCCUGCGCAUGCCGGCGCUCGCCAGCACCAACAAGUAAUUCGAACCAGCACACCGCGUGUAAGUCCUCCUCUCUCUCAGACUAUUCCUUCCGUCCUCACGUCGGGGAUGCGUAUUUGUACGCACGAUAGCGCGUCUGCGUGAGCGAGCCGAGUGUUUGAUUUGGAGAUCGGAGAGAGGAUCAAUUGCCAGAUCGGCGCUGUUUAGCACCGAGCGAUGGACGAAGACGACGAGAUCCAGUCUCACCAUUCGCCGGAGACGGGAUCUCCGGUGUCUCCACCGCCGAACGGAAGAAUAACGGUGACGGUGGCCACAGCGCCACCGGCGGCAGCGCAGAACGCUCUAGCGAUGCUAGCUCUCCCAGUUCAGCGAGCGAGAAGCGGCGGAGGAGGAAGCGGAGGCGGAGGCGGAGGAGGAGGAGGCGGAAGAGAGGACUGCUGGAGCGAAGAUGCGACGUCGGUGCUGAUAGACGCGUGGGGAGAACGGUAUUUACAGCUGAGCAGAGGGAAUUUGAAGCAGAAGCACUGGAAAGAGGUGGCGGAUAUUGUGAGCAGCAGAGAGGACUACGGGAAGACCCCGAAGACCGAUAUACAGUGCAAGAAUCGGAUCGACACGGUGAAGAAGAAGUACAAGCUGGAGAAGGCGAAGGUGUCGUCCGGUGGCGGGCCUAGUAAAUGGACUUUCUUCGAGAGAUUGGAGCAAUUGAUCGGUCCAACUGCCAAAAUCGCUGUCUCUAGUCCUUCUCCGCCUUUGCAGCAGUCUAAAGUCCCUAUGGGAAUACCCGUCCGCAUUCGUUCGUCCUCCGUGAAUCUCCUUAGCAAUAAUAGUAAUAACAGUCAAUUCCAUAACAAGCAGCCGCAGAAGAAGCAGGAAGAGGCAGUGAUAUUGAGGACGCAACAGCUUGGGAAGCGGGGCAGGACGGAGUUGGAGUCGGAAUCGGAAGCGGAUUCUAUGGAUAGCUUUGGGCUGGCAGGGGCGGGGACUGGGACGGCGACGAAGGAGAGGAAGAGGCCGCGGAGGAUGAUGGUGAUGGCGGGGAGAGAGAGGAGGGGAGGAGGGAAGGGCGGGUGGGGGAAUGCAGUGAGGGAGUUGACGCAGGCGAUAGUGAGGUUCGGGGAGGCGUACGAGCAGGCAGAGAGCGCGAAGCUGCAACAGGUGGUGGAGAUGGAGAAGCAGAGAAUGAAGUUUGCCAAGGAGCUGGAGCUGCAGAGGAUGCAGUUCUUCAUGAAGACCCAGUUGGAGAUUUCGCAAUUGAAGAAGCACGGCGGGAGGCGGGGUGGUGGCGGCGGUGCUGGGAAUGCUAGUAAUCAUCUGAUUCAUAGCAAUAACAAUACCAAUAACAAUAAUAGUGAUAGCAGCAACUAGGCUUAGAUUUUAUGUGUGGUAAUGUGAAUGAAUGGCUGAAGAAGACCCAUUGAUUAGAAUCGGUAGUAGAAUAAUAGAAUUUGGUAGUCUCUCUGUGUGUGUAUGUUUGCUCUCUCUUAUUUAUCACCUUUGUCAAAUUGGUGGAAGAGACUGACUUGAUGCUCAAUUACAGUAGAUUGUGACACCAAUAUCAAUCUCUUUGUUCA
Messenger RNA from Alnus glutinosa, 2015 nucleotides. RefSeq names its product trihelix transcription factor ASIL2. The transcript has a single exon. The record is from RefSeq and is a predicted model, not a curated record. Bases 661 to 1809 code for a protein of 382 amino acids. Gene Ontology annotation, molecular function: transcription cis-regulatory region binding. Lineage: Eukaryota; Viridiplantae; Streptophyta; Magnoliopsida; Fagales; Betulaceae. Gene Ontology annotation, cellular component: nucleus.